Scaptodrosophila lebanonensis is the source of this 3285-nucleotide messenger RNA. It is a transcript of the gene vap, whose product is annotated as ras GTPase-activating protein 1. The transcript is spliced from 10 exons. Gene Ontology annotation, molecular function: protein binding. Gene Ontology annotation, biological process: regulation of GTPase activity. The coding region runs from base 421 to 3285 and encodes 954 amino acids. The record is from RefSeq and is a predicted model, not a curated record. Lineage: Eukaryota; Metazoa; Arthropoda; Insecta; Diptera; Drosophilidae.
UUAUUGUUUUUACGAGUAUCUUUCGCAUUUCUCAAACUGAAUUGAACGUCUUUCUUUGUGCCGUUUUUUUCCCUCAUGCGUGUGAUUACACAUGUGCAUACCCUCAGCAAUUACAAAUACAUGUACAUUGUGGCUCGUCGCCAACAGAGGGGAAAAGGGCGCAGUUUUAAUUUUGUUUUAUCACUAAUUCCUCUUAUUUGUACUGCUUUGCAUUGUACAUGGCUUUAAAGCAAAAACAUAGGCAUAAUAAAAUUGAAUAAAUACAUACAUAUGUAUUUAAACAACUCAAAAAUAAGUAAACCAACUAACUGAUCAAAAUCAACGCCAUAUGCAUUAGGCACAAACAAGUGUAUACGCACAUAUGAAUACACCAAAAAAAAGAAGAUUUAACUAAUAGAACUAACACUACGUACGCACAUAAUGGCUGACUUGAUGCGUUUGGGUAAUGUGGACGUUGUCAUUCAGAAAGAUAAACUUGGCUCGCCACCAGGAGACUGUGAUGACGGAAAUUUAGCAACAUUAGCUGGCAUCAGUGGUCUGGGCGCCAUGAUGGCAGCUGGUGGGAUCGAUUUAGCCGAUUUAGCACAGGAAUUGGAUCAGGAUGAAUUUGAUGGACCGCAUAUGUUAAAUGGAGAACGUCCGGCUAUAAUUGCUCCGCCGGAAAGUGAGUGGUAUCAUGGGCGCUUAGAUCGAUAUUCCGCAGAAUCACGUCUACGUGGGAGCGGCAAAUUGGCAAGCUAUUUGGUGCGUGAAAGUGAUCGAAAGCCCGGAUCUUAUGUGUUAAGCUAUUAUGGACGCACUGGCAUCAAUCAUUUUCGCAUUACGGCGGUUUGCGGUGAUUUCUACAUUGGCGGCCGUCAAUUUUUUUCGUUGAGUGACCUUGUCGGUUAUUAUACCUCAUGCAGUGAUCUGCUCAAACGUGAACGUCUGGUCAUACCUGUGGCACCACCUGAACCAGUCAAUGACAAAAAACGGGUGGUUGCCAUUUUGCCAUAUACAAAAAUGCCAGAAACAGAUGAGUUAAGCUUUCAGAAGGGUGACAUUUUUUUUGUGCACAAUGACAUGGGUGAUGGCUGGUUGUGGGUAACAGCACAUCGCACUGGGGAGCAGGGAAUGAUUUUUCGUGAGCUCGUCGAUGAUUUGGAUGUGUCUAUUGACCCGAACACAGUAUUUCCAUGGUUUCAUCCAAACUGCACAAAAAACGAAGCCGUGGACAUGUUGGUAAAGGCUGGACCUGGCAGUUUCCUAGUACGACCUAGUGACAAUUCACCUGGUGAUUACUCGCUGUUUUUCCACAUCAAUAAUCAGAUACAGCGAUUUCGCAUUGAAAAGAAGGGAGUCCGCUAUUUGAUGGGCGGGCGAACGUUUGAGUGUUUGGAUGCUGUAAUCAAUCGCUAUCGUAAGGAGCAAAUAGUCGAAGGGCAUUCGCUCAAUCAUCCCGUUGUGAAUGGCACACAACCCGAAUUCAAUCCACAGUAUGUCGUAGAAAAAGCAGCGGAAAAGAUAUAUGCCACUUUACGUGAGUGCCGUGAUCAAAUUGGCUUAAAGAAAAUUAAGGGCAUCAAGCAUCACGGGCAUCUUAACAAGAAGUCGGACAAAACAACAAAGUGGAAACAAUUGUACUUCGCUCUUAUUAACGACGGCACCGAGACCCAGCUCUGUUUCUAUGACAAUCCCAAAAAGACUAAGCCAAAGGGUCUUAUAGAUCUCUCGUGUGCUUAUCUCUAUCAGUGCCAUGACUCGCUCUGGGAGCGACCAUAUUGCUUCCAAAUUGUAGAGCGCGCGCUUCCAUGUUUGGCCACCGUCACUUAUUUGUGUGCGCCAAGUCCGGAAAGCUAUGUGGAGUGGAUAAAUGCGCUAAAGGCUCAAUGUGAUUCACAGUUAAGUCGGGCACAGAAGAAGGUGUCACGCUUGCGCGAGCUUCGCUGCCUCAAUUUACAUGUGUUGGAGGCGCAUCGCUUGCCUUUAAAACUAGUGCCACAUCCAUACUGUAGCAUAUCGCUUAACCAGGUGAAGGUGGGCAAGACACGUGUCAAAUUAGCGCCAGAGCCAGUCUGGGAGGAAGAGUUUGUAUUGGACGACGUUCCACCGGAUGUUGUUUCACUAACUAUUACCCUGAUCUCACGAGGAAAACGCGGGAAAGACUCUGAGGUAGCCGAGCUAACCAUUGAUCUAGCAAGUCUUAAGAAUGGGCAGGAAACAGAGGGUUGGUAUACAUUGACAGGCAUGACCCCAAUGGGUGAGUGGGGCUCAUUGCGCUUGCGAAUGCGCUAUUUGGAUGAUCUGAUCAUGCCCUGCGAGGAGUAUAGUCCGCUGCAGCAACUACUCCUCGAACCGGAAUUGUAUGCAGUUAAAGCCCUCGCUGAGCUUUGUCACAAUGAUCGUGUUCCGUUAGCGACUGCACUAUUACGAGUUUUUAAGCAUGAGAAACGUGAGACGGAGUUGAUACGCACGCUAUGUCAGGCAGAAGUGGCUCGUGAGAAUGAAACAACCACACUAUUUCGAGGCGCCUCGCUGGCCACCACACUGAUGGACUUAUACAUGCGCACUGAAUGCACAGGAUUUUUACAGUCAGCUGUUAGCGAAACAGUGCAGCGAAUAUUGGAGAGCAAACAGUCCGCCGAACUAAAUCCAACAAAAAUGGAUGUAAAUGAUGACGCAUGCUCGAAUGCAGAGUUCCUGUUGCAAAUACUCGACCUUGUCACCCAGUCAAUAUUCACAUCGCCGGAUUCGUGCCCUCGAAAUGUGCGUUAUAUAUGCAAUUGCCUCCAAAAGGCAGUGGUAGCCAAGUGGCCCACGGAACGUUUGGUACGCACACGGGUUGUGUCCGGCUUCAUAUUCCUGCGGCUACUGUGUCCGGCACUCCUGAAUCCGCGACAGUUUGGAUUGGUAAGUGAGACGCCUCCAACGGCGGCCACACGUUCACUCAUAAUGAUAGCCAAGUGCUUGCAAAACUUAGCAAACUUAAUUGAGUUUGGCGGCAAGGAGCAAUAUAUGGAGGUCGUCAAUCCCUUUAUACUGAAGAACAAGGAACGUAUGAUUGUGUUCUUGGAUCAGUUAUCACAGGUAACAGAUCCGAAUCCGCCUAUGGGCAUGUAUGUGGAGCCGAACCCGAAUCUUAGCGCACAGGAUACAGGUCGCGAACUGGCCACCUUGCACCACAUUUGCGUCUCUUACUUACCGGAUUUACAAGUACUAUCAAAUAUUUUAUCCAUAAAGAAACUUGUCACGGUGACCGACAUGCUAACCAAACACAAAUUAAAAUACCGUGAGAUGAUAAGUUAA